This is a messenger RNA of Coregonus sp. 'balchen', 3585 nucleotides long. Lineage: Eukaryota; Metazoa; Chordata; Actinopteri; Salmoniformes; Salmonidae. The record is from the annotation of a GenBank genome assembly.
AUGGGCAAGCCAGGGGGUUCUCAGAGUGAGCAGAACAGGUCAGGGGAGGACUUUCUGGUUGGCUCACAGCUCUGCUGUACCUCUGUGUCCCGCCUUAACGCUGAGAGCCGACCAUUCACAACACACCCAGAAGCCUUUUACCAGUUGACUGACAUCAGAGCCACCCAAUCAGUUCCAUUGAGCUCCCCCAGAAUAGUUUCUCAUAGGAAGUCUGGUGCGAGGGGCAGGUUGGAACCCUCCUGUAGCUCUGGGUCCCAGACUGGCCCUUUAGAUGAUACUGAGGGAGAGGGGUGAGGGCUGGGACAGAGCAGUUGCCCCAUUCUCCUGUUCUGUCCUACACCCCUCAUCUACUUGCCACUACUAAUGUUAGGUCACGUCUGACUAGAGAGGGACCGUCAAUGCUGGAGGCAGAGAAGCAGCAGCAACAGGGCAGUGUGGAGCCAUCGGGAGAGUCAUUGCAGCAGGAAGAUCUGGCCCCUGGUUCUCCUCUUCUCUCCCUGAGAAUGCCAGGUGUCUCCCACAUCACUUGGGAGCAGGAGGAGGUGGAGGAGGAGAGAUGGGGAAUCUCGACAGAGCUCCAGGUCCAGCCAGUAGCCACCAAUGCCUAUCCAGCCCCACAAAGGCUCAGCAAGAGAGAAAAGAACCGGCUGAAGAGCCAGAGGAGGAAACAGAGGAAUGAAGAGUGCUGUCUCCACUCUCAGGAACAGGUGAGAAUUGGUAAUGGCCUCAAUUGAGAUUGGCAAGUUACUGACAGGUAGAGAGAUAAGUGCCGGUAAGAAAGACAGAAUAAGGGAGUUAUGUGUGUAAUGGUAAGUCAAUCAUUCAUACAGGUUAGUUUGUCCAGUAUUUUAGUCCCAUUGCACUUUUGUGAGAUUAUUCUUGACCAUUAUGUUGAGCUGCCCAGAAGACCAUGUGGUUGUUAUUCUGACACUGUUUACCACAAGCAGUAACAUGUAUGACACACAUUUCCCGACCUUACUUUGACCGUGUCUGGAAAGGGGCAAAGUUACACCUUACCUUUGAUAAUGUUGUCGCCCAUCAGCUAAGCAAACACAAGCAAGAAGAUUAGUGAGUUGGAUGUUGCCCUCCAGUUGGGUGACUACAUUUCCCUGUGUUGUCAGCAGUAACAGAGAGAUUGUUGGUUGACAGUGUCCAGUGUGGACCUACAUUUACAUUACAUUUGAGUCAUUUAGCAGACACUCUUAUCCAGAGGGACUUACAGUACUGUGCAGUGUGGACUACAGGUACUACUCUGGUUCUAGUCUGACUGACCGUAGAAAAGAACAACACCAAUGCCUUCUCUUGCGGAGGUACCCAGGUUCAAGUCACCAUACGUGGCUUCUGUAAGAUUCUUCAGCCGGUGGCCGUGAAGGGUAUCUUUGAGGUUUGUCUCACUGCUUUAUUGGUGCAGAGCUUGCACUAUAUUUGGUGCUCAUGUAUAAUCUGUAGUAUAAAUAUGCCCUGCUGUGGUGUGUGAUACACACGUGCACUGCACGUACCAAUGAAAAACAUGUUAUGCAAUGGUAAGGGAGACGUCUGUACUAGUGGUUGAUUGUUGUGCUUUGAUAAAGUCGCUAUUUUUGUUCCAAGAGGAGUUCAAUUGUUUUUGGUUGAUUGCUGUUAAGCUCAAGCCCUUCCACAAACUACUCUAUUCAUGUUUGCAGUCUGUCUCUGUGAUAUGGGUAUUUGAAUUGGGAUGACUAGGGCAUGUCAAAAAGCCCUCAGUUCUGCCCAAAUGAAAGACUCUAUUGCCUGUGAGUGUUCUCUCACAAUGACACUCGACGGACUGAUUGGAGUGCUCUCAUAUCAUAUGUGAACAUCAUGUGCAAAGGAACAAAGAUAUGUUAAUGUCCCCUCCCCUUCCAAAAUUCAAAAGAUGCGAGCACCUGCAAAAUCAUUAUUUGUCCAAAUGAUCAGUGACAACAAAUAAGAGUACCGGAACAAAAUUCCUCAUUAGUCGUCACAUCCCACAGUCUGUUAACAGACGCUAUGAUAUCAUUUGUGUUACGUGCGUCUGUCCACAAGAGUUUACUAGUACUGUUAUGUUACUGUUGUUAGAUAUUAUUUUCCAUAUGCAUCACUGUUAUUUUAUAUUUUGUGUUGUGUUGUAUAUAGAGUGUGACGGGGCUGCUAACAGACAGUGAGGAGGAGGACAGAGAGGACUACACCUGCGCUGUGUGCCUAGAUGUAUACUUAAGCCUCUAUAGCUGCAACCCCUGUGGCCACAUCUUUUGUGAGCCCUGCCUCCGCACGCUGGCCAAGAACAGGCCCGCCAACACCACCUGUCCCCUAUGCCGCACCCUCAUCUCACACACACUUUUCCAGAAAGGUGAGCUACGGUGUCAAUUUAGGGUGCAUACUCCUCCCAAUGGUUCCGUUAUUGAUAAUGACUAGUGUUUUCUCCAUACCUGUAAAUGGUACAGAAGCCCUUUGAAGAGAGUUUUAACUAAAUUUGUUUAAUUGCCUUUUGCUUUCAGAGCUUAACCAGUCAGCUAAGACUUUCUUCCCGAAGGUCUACCACACACGGAACUGUGCUAAAUGGCCUCUUCCCAACUGCCGAAAACGUUUCAGCAUCUUUUGGGGUGAGGUAUAUUGUGGAUGUGGAUAUAUUGUGUAUUGCUUGCAGUCAGUGGUGUAAAGUACUUAAGUAAAAAUACUUUAAAGUACUUAAGUAGUUUUGGGGGGUAUCUGUAUUUUACUAUUUCUAUUUUUGACAACAUUUACUUUUACUUCACUACAUUCCUAAAGAAAAUAAUGUACUUUUUCUCUAUACAUUUUCCCUGACACCCAAAAGUACUUGUUACAUUUUGAAUGCUUAGCAGGACAGAAAAGGGUCCAAUUCACAUUCUUAUUAAGAGAACAACCCUGGUCAUCCCUACUGCCUCUGAUCUGGCGGACUCACUAAACACAAAUGCUUCAUUUGUAAAUUAUGUCAGAGUGUUGGAGUGUGCCCCAGGCUCUCCGUAAAUUUAAAAAACAAGACAAAUUGUGCUGUCUGGUUUGCUUAAUAUAAGUAAUUUUAAAUGAUUUAUACUUUGACUUUUGAUACUUAAGUGUAUUUUAGCAAUUAUAUUUACUUUUGAUACUUAAGUAUAUUAGUAUUUUACUGGGUGACUUUCACUUUUACUUGAGUCAUUUUCUAUUAAGGUACCUUUACUUUUACUCAAGUAUGACAAUUGGGUACUUUUUCCACCACUGCUUGCAGUACAUAACUGAUUGUCUGUUUAAGUAUUAUUGUUGUGGGGUCUUGUAAGCUCUUAUGCAACAAACAUGUUAUAAUUAUCGUGUAACUAAUGAGUUUCUCACAAAAGGAAUGUCUCUUUUUGUUAACUAGCAUGCCAACCUUGAUCAGUUUCCUUAACAAUAACCCACAAUUGUAAAGGUGUAGACUAGGGUCUGUGUCUCUCUCUUCCUGUCUAUAUCCCAGGGUACCAGAUGCAUGUGGCUCCAGGGAGAUGGUGGCACUUUGCCCCAGCAGGUUUCACCCUGGAUGCCCUGGACCUGACCGACAUGGGCGGCUGGCUCUUCGACAUCGACCAUGUCAUCAUCUACAUCCACUCAGUCAACUGGAUACUGGCACUGCUG